UGGGUGUCGGGGGUCCCUCUGCCCGCCCUCCGCUGGCAGCACCUCACGCCCCUGCCGCCCCAGCUCCCGAGAGCCCCGGUAGCGGCCUCAACGCCCCCGCCCCAGGGAGCUCAGCAUGCAGCCCACAGGCUUCGGGAACUUCUUGCUGCUCGCAUCCUCCCUUCUCCUCCCAGGACUGUCAGCUGUUCCUCAGAGCUUCUCGCCCUCUCUGAGGAGCGGCCCAGGCGCGGGGUGCCGGCUGUCACGCGCGGAGUCAGAGCGCCGCUGCCGGGCGCCCGGGCAGCCUCCAGGGGGCGCUCUGUGCCACGGCCGCGGCCGGUGCGACUGCGGCGUGUGCAUCUGUCACGUGCCCCAGCCGGGCAUGUACUUCGGGCCGCUGUGCGAGUGCCAGGAGUGGGUGUGCGAGACCUACGACGGCAGCGUGUGCGCAGGCCAUGGAAAGUGUGACUGCGGUAAGUGUGAGUGUGAGCCUGGAUGGUGGGGGGCUGCCUGCCAGUACCCCACUCACUGUGACCUGACAAAGAAAGAAAGCAACGAGAUGUGCAAGAAUUCUCAGGAUAUCAUCUGCUCAAAUGCAGGUACAUGUCACUGCGGCAGGUGUAAGUGUGAUAAUACCGAUGGAAAUGGAUUGGUUUAUGGUAAAUUUUGUGAGUGUGAUGAUAGAGAAUGCAUAGAUGAUGAAACAGAAGAAAUAUGUGGAGGCCAUGGCAAGUGUUACUGUGGAAACUGUUACUGCGAGGCUGGUUGGCAUGGGGAUAAAUGUGAAUUCCAGUGUGCUGUCACCCCCUGGGAGACCAAGCAAAGAUGCACAUCUCCAGAUGGCCAGAUCUGCAGUAACAGAGGCACGUGUGUGUGUGGGGAGUGCUCCUGCCACGACGUCGACCCGACCGGGGACUGGGGCGACAUCCACGGGCCCACCUGCCAGUGCGACGAGCGGGACUGUCGGGCCGUCUACGACCGCUACUCCGACGACUUCUGCUCGGGUCAUGGGCAGUGUAACUGCGGAAGAUGCUACUGCAAUGCGGGCUGGUCCGGGAAGAAGUGCGAGCACCCGCGCUCCUGCGCGCUGUCGGCGGAGGAGAGCGCAGAGAAGUGCCGGGGCAGCUCCGGCCUGCCCUGCUCCGGAAGGGGUAAAUGUGAGUGUGGGAGCUGCACCUGCUACCCCCCGGGGGACCGCAGGGUGUACGGCAGGACGUGCGAGUGUGACGACCGGCGCUGUGAGGACCUCGAGGGCAUGGUCUGCGGAGGCCACGGCUCGUGUUCCUGCGGUCGCUGUGUUUGUGAGCGAGGAUGGUUCGGGAAACUCUGCCAACAUCCACGCAAGUGUAACCUGACGGAGGACCAGAGCCAGAGCCUGUGCGAGGCGGCAGAUGGGACGCUGUGCUCAGGAAAGGGUUCCUGUCACUGUGGAAAGUGCAUUUGCUCUGCGGAGGAGUGGUAUGUUUCCGGAGAAUUCUGCGACUGUGACGACAGGGACUGCGACAAACACGAUGGUCUCAUCUGCACAGGAAACGGCAUUUGCAGCUGCGGGAACUGUGAAUGCUGGGACGGCUGGAACGGCAACGCGUGUGAGAUCUGGCUCGGCACGGAGUAUCCGUGACAGUCCCGAAGAAGGGGGCGGGAGUCUUCCUGCUGCAGGCCUCUGGAACAGAUAAUGCUAGGAAGCCGUGUGUAAUCCCCACGUGGACAGAUCCACGUUUCUCUGUGUCGCAAUGCCUGGAUGAAAUACGGGCACCCAUUAAAAGUGAGUUGAACAAACUCUGAUGUCAAUGACACCGGAAAGAAUUUUUCUUCCAUAAUUU
Messenger RNA from Condylura cristata (star-nosed mole), 1802 nucleotides. It is a transcript of the gene ITGBL1, whose product is annotated as integrin, beta-like 1 (with EGF-like repeat domains). Gene Ontology annotation, molecular function: integrin binding. Gene Ontology annotation, cellular component: focal adhesion; cell surface; integrin complex. The record is from RefSeq and is a predicted model, not a curated record. Gene Ontology annotation, biological process: integrin-mediated signaling pathway; cell migration; cell adhesion mediated by integrin. The transcript has 11 exons. NCBI's taxonomy places the organism in Eukaryota, Metazoa, Chordata, Mammalia, Eulipotyphla, Talpidae. Bases 116 to 1600 code for a protein of 494 amino acids.